Messenger RNA from Thalassophryne amazonica, 970 nucleotides. It is a transcript of the gene cmtm6, whose product is annotated as CKLF-like MARVEL transmembrane domain containing 6. The record is from RefSeq and is a predicted model, not a curated record. The coding region runs from base 147 to 704 and encodes 185 amino acids. Gene Ontology annotation, cellular component: membrane. NCBI's taxonomy places the organism in Eukaryota, Metazoa, Chordata, Actinopteri, Batrachoidiformes, Batrachoididae. The transcript has 5 exons.
UCGUCUAACUUGACGCAGCCUGAGAUGCGAAGAAGAAGAAGAAAAAAAAAGCCUGAAGGCGGAAGUUGAAGUCAAACGUGCGCAAAGAGAAACAAAGCUGGAAAAGUUUCUUCUUCUCGAAGCGACAAACAGCUGGACGUUCCAUCAUGGCUGCCAAUGACGUGUACACACCAACGACUGUGGCGGAGCCCAAAUCAUCCUGCUUCCUGAUUCCAGGAGAACCUCUGGAGAAAAUCAGGCUUCUGGUCAAACUUGCUGAAGUGCUGCUGUCCUUUGUGGCCUUCAUCGUGGAGGAGGUGGUGAACAGCUGCAUCAGCUGCACCUCGCUGUACUUCUUCGAGUUCAUCAGCUGCACGGCGUUCCUUUUCACGCUGCUACUCCUCGUCCUCCUCUACACCACGCUGCACCGUCGCCUUGGCGUCCCCUGCUGGCCCACUGUGGACUUUGUCUACACCGCCAUCAUUGGCGUUCUCUUCUUCAUCGCCUCUAUCACAUUUGCAGCAAACAGUCACUCAACACUGGAGCAGAUCGCCGUGGCGUUUGGUUUCAUGGCAUCUUUGGCAUUUGCUGUGGAUCUCGGAUUGUUCUGGAAACACAGUGGCGUUCCCUUUCUGCAGAGCAAACAGGAUCCCAGCAACGCCACACCAGCAGGAGGUGCUGCAGAGACAGAGAAACUCAACACACCAGUGAAUGGAGCAGAAUAAGUAAUUUUCCUGUGUGAACGCACGCCUUCGCAUUCUCCACACUAUACUUAUAACAUGUGACAGGGGGCGGAGCUACACUGCCCCCCUCCCCCGCCAACCUGGGCAGUGGUCCAAGGUCACAAGGUCAAAUUUUAAUGCUGUAAGACAAGACUUAUUUUUAACCAGCUGAGGGCGCUGUGCUGCAAUUAUAAAGAGCAUUUCAUAAUUGUAAUUCAGCUGUUCCCCAGCGUGUGGCGCUCUGUUGCUGCUAUCGUUUAAAUUACAAA